Messenger RNA from Camelina sativa (false flax), 399 nucleotides. Lineage: Eukaryota; Viridiplantae; Streptophyta; Magnoliopsida; Brassicales; Brassicaceae. The record is from RefSeq and is a predicted model, not a curated record.
AGAGAUUCCCCAAUUCACGAUGACGUUGUUUUCCCGCCGAUUUACCACGAGAAUCUCGUAGUCGAUUCUUCCAUCUAUGGAGUCGAUACGUAUCUCGAAUCUCCGUCGGAAUCCUCGUCUCCGUCGUCUUCAUCGAGACACUCUGGUUCUUCUUCUUCUUCUUUUUCGUUGUUCCCUUCUGAUUCAGAUGUAUUACCAUCUGAAUUCGACCGCAAGUCUCCGUCGGAAACUGAACAGAAAUCUCCGCCGUUACUAUUAGUCGUCGGUGAAUCUCCACCGUACGAUUCAGACAAACAACCAAAAUCUCCGCGAGUUCCCUCUAAACAAGGCGGCGGCGAUUCAGACGGGAAACAAUUGAAUCGUGAAAUUGAUGUCUUUGGAGAUUGGUGGGAGCUUCUU